GGAGACCAGAGAUGUUUUAGGCCAUCCAUCCUUCCUGGCUGAGGAAGAGAAUGUCUCUGGGUCUCUUCUCUGCUCCAGGUUUCCCUUGCUUCUCUAUCAGUGGAGGACACAACUGAGAAGGAAGCCAGCUAGGUUGCCGAGAUGAAAUGCCUUGAAGGUCUGUACUUACACCAGAGACCAGGCAAGUUCUCGGUUCCUGUGGCUCCCGAAGGCAUCUUAGUGUCUGCCUUCCACCUGCAGGAAGGGGAACGGGAGGAGUAUGAAGAGGAAGACGUGUGUUCAGAUCGGGCCCCGGAAGUCGGGGAGGAAGGGAAUGACCUUGGGGAUCCAGCCAUACUGAGUGCCAUCCAAAAUGCCCACAUACCAUGGCAGAGAAAGCGGCACAGUUCCCCUGGAGUCAGGGCCUCUAGUGCUUUGGGGAUGUCACAAACCUCCCUGCAUCUUCUGUGGCCGCCUGUGUCUCCAGCGUGUCACUUUGGACCUCAACAGCCUUCGCCAGAUCCUUUUCUGUUCUACAGCCCACUGACACAAUGGCCUCCUAAACUCAGCCUCCCCAGUCAUCUGACCCAGCUCCACCCUCAGCACCUACAGAUCCUACUGCAGCAGCGGAGAGAAGAAUCGAGUCUCCUAGCCCGGAAGUCUUGGUCUCUGAAGCCAGACCCCUACGCCAACCUCAUGACCCGGAAAGAGAAGGACUGGGUGAUCAAAGUGCAGAUGGUUCAGCUGCAGAGCGAGAACCCCCGCCUGGAUGACUAUUACUACCAGCAGUACUAUCGGAAGCUGGAGAAGAGGCAGGCAGACAAAGAGCUGCUUGGACACAGGAACAGGGUUGAGUCUCACAAGCUGGUCACGCCUUACAUCCAAAAGGCAGGAGUUUAUGAGUCAGUGGUCCGAAUCCAGGGUUCCCUGGGCCAGGUAGCUGUAUCAACAUGUCUUAGCCCUCGCCGAGCUAUUGAUGCUGUCUCUCACGGAACUCAAGAGCAGGAUACAGGAACGUCAAGCAGCCAGAGGCUUCGAGUGUUGUCCCAGAUUGAGAAGAUGUUCCUUCAGUUACUAAAGAUAGAAGAGGGCCGGAAGGAUGGGUUUCCACAGCACUGCCUCUCAGGGGAACAGAGCAACCAGGUUGAGAAACUCUUCCAGGCCUUAAGGACCCAGGAGCAGAGCAACCUGGGGGAGACAGCAGAUAACUUCCUGCAGGUGCUGUCUGUGAGGAAAGGGAAGAUGUUGGUGGCCCGGCUGCUCCCCUUCUUGCGCCGUGACCAAGCCGUUAGCCUUCUCCUGUAUGUCAUCUACCAUCUGCCCCUCCUGAUCUGGAGGGACAUGGCUGACCAGGCUCUGCACAUGCUGUUCAAACCUCUGCAAAAAUAUAUCGGUCAUUUGACUUUCCGCCAACUCCUCCAUGGACUGCAAGGUUUAAUGUUGCUUUCACCUGAAGCCUCAGAGCGGCCAGUCUCUGUGGUACUUCAGAAUCAGUUUGGGAUAUCUCUGCUUUAUGCCCUGCUGAGUCACGGAGAGCAGCUGGUGGCCCUGGAGUCUUCCCUCCAACCCAGCGCCGACUGUGCAGCUUGGACAGACUUGGUGAUCCUGAUUGUCUGGGAGAUAGUUCAGCUGCCCCCAGCAUCCCUGGCAGAACCUCUAGCCUUCCCCAGGAACCUGCUUCCCCUGUUCUGCCAUUACAUGGACAAACAAUUAGUUCAGCAGCUGGAAGCCAGAAUGGAGUAA
Messenger RNA from Acomys russatus (golden spiny mouse), 1722 nucleotides. It is a transcript of the gene Patl2, whose product is annotated as PAT1 homolog 2. The transcript has 14 exons. The record is from RefSeq and is a predicted model, not a curated record. Gene Ontology annotation, biological process: deadenylation-dependent decapping of nuclear-transcribed mRNA; P-body assembly. Lineage: Eukaryota; Metazoa; Chordata; Mammalia; Rodentia; Muridae. Gene Ontology annotation, molecular function: RNA binding. The coding region runs from base 142 to 1722 and encodes 526 amino acids. Gene Ontology annotation, cellular component: P-body.